AUGAAUUUGUGCGCCAGUGCUUCUAUACUCAGUCCCAAAAUGUCGCAUUCUGAACGCCUUAGGAGCAAAAGUCCUCGUUCUCGAGAGGAAUCCAGAGUCGAUUUUCCGAAAGCGCCCACACAAAAAUCAAUAUCACAUCCUGAAGUUUCCGAAACCAGCCCUCGCCCCAAAGUGAGCUCGAUAGGUAAAUUAUCGGGCUCUAUAUCUCAUCCACGGUACACACCCAGUAUUUCUAAUAUAAUUCAUAUCACUCCACGAGCGUCUAAUGUUCGAAAAGAAGUAGAGAACUAUAAUGCAAAUGAACGACUGUCACCUACAUUUGAUAUCGAAAAAACUGUUUCGAAUCCAAAUUCACCGCCUGCCCCUGAGAGUUUGCUGGCUAAAGCUGAUGCUAAUAAAGCCGAUAAGGAUAUACGCAACGCAGCAAGUGCCCCGGUUUCAGCUCUACCCACAUUUGAUUAUGCCAAAAAAGACAGAAUACAAGGGCAUUCAUUUGACUUCAAAAUUCCGAGUUAUCACAAGAAAGGGGCGAUCACGGUAAACCUUAAUAGUCGAAAUUUGAAUAAUGGCAGGCGCAGCUCGUUAGAUUCGCUGAUGAAUGCAGUUCAAACGGUUUCGGAUGAUCAAUUGGCACCCUUGAGGAAUUCCAUCAUCGAUAAAAAUAACGCUUAUCAAACUAAAAUGGCACGUUUAAUUGAAAUUAAGAACAAAACCUCCAAUUUGAUUAAAAGUUGGCCACUAACUCAAGCUGGGCAAGGCCUUCAUCACCAUGAAUCCAUUGCAUGUCUACUCGAUGAUGUCUCAUUAGAGAGUGUAAAAUCCUUAUCUGAGCUGUCAGAGUUACAAGCUUUAAUCACAAAAGAAAUACUGGUUUUGAAGAAAGAAAGAGACGUUGAUAUUCUUGGCAGACGUUCAUCUCUGGGCAGCGGAAGCUGGUCAACCUCCGAGGCUAGCAGUCAUACAAAAGCAUUUUAUCCCACAACAGCAGCGGUUCCAAAUCCCACUGGUACACUACAAACUUUUGGGACAUACAAAUUCCCAAGAAUUGGUGGAAGCGAGAGUUCUGGUUCUCAAACAAUUUUGCCACCGAUUUCUGUGAACUUGAUGACACAAAAGGAUAGCGGAGGAGGAGUAGGCGGCGGAAACGAUUAUGGAUUAGGCUUGCGAGCGCCUAUCCAAACGCAUAGAGCUGCAUUUUCAGACAGUAUGAUCCAAUUAAUGCAAGCAGCAGCAACAAGUAACGUGACAAGGAAAUCUUCAACACCUCAAAUUGGGAGAAUUGAGAAAUCAAGACAAACGCAUUCAAUGGCCAUGACGCCAGGUGUUUCGGCAAAAAAGUCUGUAGAAAAGCCUCUUAGCGACAGUUCACGUAAAAAUUCUUAUGGCACCAUGGAGUGUGUACAUUGUACACGGAAAGAUACUCCUGAAUGGCGUAGGGGUCCCUAUGGGAAUCGUACAGUAUGUAAUGCUUGUGGGCUGUUUUACGGCAAACUUAUAAGAAAGUUUGGAGUGCAAAAGGCAAACAUUAUCAUGCAUUACAGGAAAAGUACGUUACCGGAGGAUAGACGAGUUCCGUCAACUUUUUUCGUGCCUGAAUCGUUUAUUCGAGAGCUGCAAACGCAAACGCAACAGCAUUUGAAUGCAGAUUUCAGCGUGGCGCGAUGA
This is a messenger RNA of Lachancea fermentati, 1665 nucleotides long. NCBI's taxonomy places the organism in Eukaryota, Fungi, Ascomycota, Saccharomycetes, Saccharomycetales, Saccharomycetaceae. The record is from the annotation of a GenBank genome assembly.